GCUUUAAUUUUUACAAUGGCGCAGAAAUUCGGGUCAGAUGAAGGGCAGCUGAACUUUGGCGAGUUUAAUUAUCCAGUGAACGGAGAGAACUUGUUGGCUAGCGUAGACUAUGAUACAAUAAAAUUGUUCUUUGAAGGACAAUCACCGCAGGAUGUUUUCUGGCUUCCCAGCACCACAUCCUGGUAUAGUGCUGCCACUCAAGUGCUUCAGGAUUUGGUGUUGAGACAAUGCUACCAUAGAGUUUGCCUACCUUCCAAGCCUAAGAUUGUGUUUGGAACUAAGGGCUCUAGUUCUGAUUCUUACAUUAAAAAUAAAGCAUAUGGAGAUUUCCUUCACAAAGGUCUUAACGUCUCAACUGCCGAUCAAGAAAGCGCUGCUGUAGCUUGGACAUCUUUAUCAAAUGAAAAGCCUUUCAUCGUGAUCCGAGGUGCUUCAAAUGUAGCAGGUGAAGCAAAUCCAGGAUUAUCGCCUGCUAGCUACUUGGCCUCCUACAAUGCUUUCCUUGCCGCAGCCAAGUUCAUUGAGUCAAUUCCUACGCCACGUCUGGCUUGUGAGUGAUGGGAUUUUGUAUCUGCUUCUGAGUCGUUUGAGUGCUAUGAAAGAGAUCGAUGACCGAUUGCACUCAAAUGAACUGAACUGUGUUUGGCCCACUAAAUUAAAUAAACUCGAAUAAAAAUUCUAUGAACUUUCUCCA
Messenger RNA from Populus trichocarpa (black cottonwood), 694 nucleotides. RefSeq names its product bark storage protein A. The coding region runs from base 16 to 558 and encodes 180 amino acids. Gene Ontology annotation, biological process: nucleoside metabolic process. The record is from RefSeq and is a predicted model, not a curated record. Lineage: Eukaryota; Viridiplantae; Streptophyta; Magnoliopsida; Malpighiales; Salicaceae. Gene Ontology annotation, molecular function: catalytic activity. The transcript has 3 exons.